AUGUCGGAAACAAGUUAUCGCGCUGGACGGAAAAUCCAAAAGACAAAGGAGGCAGCUGGUCUCACUCAGGUCGUUUCACCGAGUGCUCUAUGUCCCGUUGAACCCAGCGAUGCUCAACUUGCAGUCGUUGCUCCUACUGGGCCUAGGUUUUCCUUGGUUUCGGGAAUACCUGCUUCGAGCAACCCAAAUGUGAAACGAUCUGCCGGGUCCUCUCGCGCAUCGUCGUCGAAACUAACUGCCCCGACCGCUUUGGUCAUUGGUGAUACUGAUGAAGGAAAUCAACCAGGUCCGAACAAGAGAAAGAUUUCAGAGAAUGGGGUUAAAACCUGGAGUGGAGCGAAGAAGCUACGACACUUUAGGAAGCCGGGGUGCAGGCUUCCACCGUUUAACAGGCUAGCUCGAGAAGAUAACGAGAAUUAUCACAGCUUUGCAUCGUGCGCUGGGCAGCUUAUCGCCACCUACAAUCGGACUAUUGACUCAUACGAAUGUCGCCUCCAGAGUGUUUCACCCCCAGUUGAUCCUUCAGAGGCAAACGCCGGUACCACUGCCCUUAACGCUGAGCUUGAGAAUUUGCGUGCUGCAGCAACAGAGAGCGUUGAAGCCGUAAAGCUUUCUGAGGAGCGUCUCACUAGGGUUAGGGCCUUAGAGUUCAAGUUACGAGAAGCUGAGAUUUCUCGAGACGAUUAUAAGGGAAAACUUUCCGUUGCUAGCAAUGUUUUGAUCGAACUAACCAAUGACAAAGAGUCGUUGAAGUCUGAACUUGGUGAAAUCGAAGCCAAGUACAAAUUGCUUUUUGAUAGCCGUGAGUUAGACGUGACGAACGGUGCUCGCGAUGCCAAGAACAAAAUUGCCUCGACAUGCAAAGAUAUACUUAGUCAAGUGAAGUUACACUUGGCAGGGAGGGAUGCUGUACGCGGGCCUCUUGUCAUGGCUUCCGAGACGAAAGCUAACUACGAGCUCCUCGAGGAAAUCGUUAAAGGCGAGAUCAUGGACUUUCAAGCUGAACUCGAGUCCGUUUCCUUAGAGAAGGUGGAAGCUAAAGAGAAACUCUCCAAAGCUGAGGUAAGGAUUCCACCUCUUGAUCUGUCUCUAUUGGAGCGUCUCGUGUCCGGUUCUACUCUUGGGCCCGAGACAGCUGUGGAGUUCAUUUCGUCAAUGCUCCCCUUUAAUCAAUUCGGGACCAAUGCAAGAGUUCUCUUAGGCGAAAUUCGAGAGAACGAGGUCUUAGGAAUCGAGGAAGAUGCUUGA
Messenger RNA from Arabis nemorensis, 1248 nucleotides. The record is from the annotation of a GenBank genome assembly. NCBI's taxonomy places the organism in Eukaryota, Viridiplantae, Streptophyta, Magnoliopsida, Brassicales, Brassicaceae.